This is a messenger RNA of Plutella xylostella (diamondback moth), 2442 nucleotides long. The record is from RefSeq and is a predicted model, not a curated record. NCBI's taxonomy places the organism in Eukaryota, Metazoa, Arthropoda, Insecta, Lepidoptera, Plutellidae.
UAACAGAGUUGGUAAUAUUUGGUUUGGAUUUGUUUCGGUGCGGUGGUGGUCAAAAGAUUUAAAUUCUAUAAUAUUCCUGCGAUUCCUUAGUUAUUUGGGUUUGGAAUGUAAACGAACGAUGUUUCAUGGGACUCAUGGGAUGGGUGCAAGGUGGUAGGAAUACAGCGUGAGUCUGUAGAGUUUAGUGUAAAAGAGGAGAAAGAACUCAAGACCUCUCAAAUAUGGGUUUUGAAAAUGUGUGUAUAGCUUGCUUGGCUACUGAUGUGAAGAUGUACAAUUUAAAUAAAUUAUUCCAUAAUGUUUACUCAAAUCUGACUGGUAUUACGAGCAUUGAUGAUUCAAAUUACAUCUGUUUUGAAUGUACACACAUGCUUUUAAAAAUUGAUCAAUUUCGAUCUCAAUGUCUCAGAGCUAAUGAAACUCUCGCAAGGACAGAGCAUGCACAGGACAGGACCACCUGGCACCAUGAACCCAGGUUGAAGCUGACAGAAACCAAAGUUUUGUAUUUCGGACCUGAUCAAAUUGUGUUGUCAGACACUGAUGCUGAUGAUAAUGAUGUUAAAGAAGCUAAACCAUUUCAUUCAGGUUUUAUACAUGCUAUAAAAUCUGAUACUGAUGCCCAAGUUCACACUUAUGAUACAGUUCUGAAGUCAGAAAGAAAUAAUAUACAUGUAAAUCCAUUAAACAUAAAACAAAAUGUUGUCUUUAUUGAACCAGCCAUUAGAGAAAUGAAAGUAGAAUUUGAAAGUGAUUUCAACCAUUCAGAGUUUGUUGAUAGAUUUGCGUGUGAUAUCAAAACUCAAGACACAAUAAAUAUUGAAGAUAAAAUUAAAUUGAAAUCUGUCAAGAAGGAGGGUAAAUCCAAACCAGCAAGGAAAAGACAAAUAAAAGGGUCUCAGAAAAAUAAUUUGAAUAAAGAGACUUUGGAUAGAAAUAAGCAAAUACGUGAAAUUAUGACCAUUGCUGUACAGAGCCCAGAAGAUGCCAAAAAAGAAAUUGAGAUGAGAAGGCAGUCUCAUAAAUAUGAAACAUCUACUUUUAAGUGUAACCUUUGUUUUAAAGUAUUCAACCAUCAGAGGACACUUAGCAAUCAUAUGAAGAAACAUAAUAAUGAUUUCGUACAUGAAUGUGACUAUUGUAAUAUCAAAGCGAAGACCCGAAUAAUGCUGAAGGAACAUAUAAUACGCACUCACAUGUACAAGUUCACAUGCAAGAGAUGUCCGUAUGUUUGUUCUGCAAGAGUUCAAGCAAUGUCUCACAUCAGGCAACACACAGGAGACAUAAGUGUGUGUAAAAUAUGUGGCAAAACAUUUAAACACGCUCACACUCUGGCAAUCCACAUGCGCGCCAGUCACAUCUCUGAGCUGAGUGAGGUCGUGUGUGAAAUGUGCGGAGAUAUAUUCAUAUCUAAAAAUGGGCUGAAUGGACACAUACGCUUAUCGCAUUCAGGCGAGAGCCUGCCCCGGUCGGGCCCGGCGUGCGCCCCGUGCGGCGCGCGCUUCUGCAGCGACGCCGCCUACCGGAGGCAUCUCGUGCUGUCCACCAAGCACCACGUCAGCAACGGUUGUUCCCGAUGCGGCGACACGUUCCCGGACGAAGAGGCUCUGAGGCGGCACGUGCGGGAGGCGCACCCCGAGACCACACGGAAAGGACGACUGUCGGAUCUGCGCAUGCCUGACUGCAAUGGCUGUGCUCAAUGCGGCGAGACGUUUAUAGAUGAAGUAGCUCUGAAGAGGCACUUUAGAGAAGUUCAUCCUGAUUCUAGCCAACAACGGCGAAGCUUAUCACAUCUCAACAUGCCUACUGAGUGGCCCGCGCCUUGCCCUGAGUGUUCAGUGAUACUAAACAGUCGCAAGGAAUACAGGCAGCACAUACUAGCAGUGCACCCCAACAGCGCUAGAGCGAGGAGAAUACGACACAAUGACAAGAAAACGGCAGCGAAAAAUCAUGUGUGUGAAGUGUGCGGCUUAGGAUUUACGGCCGCAUGUUACCUCUCCUACCACAUGUGCACGCACACGGGCGUCCGGCCGCACGCCUGCGACCACUGCUCACAGUCCUUCGCGUCGCCGGCCGAGCUGAAACUGCACCAGAGAGUGCACCAGCCGCGGCAGGUGUGCGCUGACUGCGGGAAUACAUUUGCGGAUGUGUAUUCGUUGAGGAAGCAUAGACGGGUGGUCCACCUAAAGAUCCUCCCACACAACUGCUCCCAAUGUGACAAGAAGUUCCACGACCGCUGCGCGCUGAAGUACCACAUGAGACACGUGCACGAGAAGGUGCCGUGGCCCACCAUCAACAGGAAGACUCGGCGCCCGCGGAAAGACGACGGCAAGAGACCUAGGAGGGAGUACCACGAUAGUGGAGACAGUGACACUAAUUAAUAUGUUUAUACUUGUCCAGUGGAUAACUUGGCUGGAUGCGAUCUAUCUAUCUAUCAUGGCGAGC